This is a messenger RNA of Uloborus diversus, 966 nucleotides long. RefSeq lists its product as uncharacterized. The transcript has a single exon. NCBI's taxonomy places the organism in Eukaryota, Metazoa, Arthropoda, Arachnida, Araneae, Uloboridae. The coding region runs from base 1 to 966 and encodes 321 amino acids. The record is from RefSeq and is a predicted model, not a curated record.
AUGAAAGAUGCUCAUAAGGAGGACCAACAAUUUAGAGAUUCAAAACGAUGUGUCUGUUGCAAUGCAUUUGUGCCAUCAAAAGAUAUUCUUUCUCAUUAUGAUAAUGUGCAUGACAUUUCUGUGACUACGAUCGAGUUAAAUUUUUUGAAUUUGGAUGACUUUAUGAAGUGGAAGGAUGAUGAAGAGAAGAAGACCCGCACUUCAUACGUAAAAGCCAGAGCUUCGAAAGAUUUAAAGAGUUCUACCUAUUCAUCAUUUUAUUGCCAUCGAUCUGGACACUUUAAAAGUCACUCUUCCGGAGAACGAUGCAUCAAAUUGCUAGGUUCAAACAAAAUCGAUGGCCAUUGUCCGGCGAAAAUUUCUCUAAAUCAAUCGAAGACGACUGGCCAGUGUGUUGUGAAAUUCACCUGUACACACAUUGGGCACACCAAUGAUAUUGGAAGGCUUAAGCUUUCAGCUGUAGAUAAAGAAUUUUUAUCAGCCAAGAUAUCGGCAAAAGUUCCAUUUGACACCAUUUUGGAUGAAAUUAGAGACUCUGUUUCACCAGAAGGAUUUCAGCGCCUGCACUUAUUGACCAACAAAGACUUGCACAACAUUAAAAAGUCUUUCGGCCUUUUUAAUGAUGUCGUUCGACAUGAAAAUGACGCUGUUAGUGUCGAAUAUUGGCUAGAACAUUCGAGGGAUGAAAAGAAUUGCACCAUAUAUUACAAACCACAAGGUACUCUUUGUGAUGACGAACCCCUGUUAAAACCUGAUGACUUUAUUUUAGUGAUUAUGAACAAUGUACAGAAAGAAAUGUUGAGGAAAUUCUCCGGGGACUGCAUUUGUGUUGAUAGUACCCAUGGCACAAAUCCAUAUGGAUUUCAACUAUCUACAGUUAUGGUAAUUGAUGAGAUGCGACAAGGAUUCCCACGUACUUUCCUUAUCAGCAGCAAGGUGGACACAACUGUUCUUUCUAUUUUUUAA